Lachancea fermentati is the source of this 294-nucleotide messenger RNA. The record is from the annotation of a GenBank genome assembly. Lineage: Eukaryota; Fungi; Ascomycota; Saccharomycetes; Saccharomycetales; Saccharomycetaceae.
AUGAGCGAAGUAACACUCGUUUCUGCCGAAAAUGUAGAGUUUCCUGUUACUAGGGAAACUGCAAUGAUCUCUCCAACACUUAAAGCAAUGCUAUCGGAAUCCUUCGAAGACUCUGAAAAGAAAAGAAUUGAGUUGAAGGAAAUCGAAGCGCCUAUACUGAAAAAGGUUAUUGAAUACCUCCAAUACUGCCAAAAAUACCAAGAUGCCACUGAUACUGAUGAUGUUCCAGAGUUUGAAGUUCCCACAGACAUGUCGCUUGAACUGCUGUUGGUUGCGGACUACUUGAACAUAUAA